GAGGCGCCCUCAGGCAGCGGUCCAAGGUCUCGGCUCCCCUCGCCCUCCCCCCUUGGAGCGUGUACGGGGAGCGCGGAGAAUGGGACCAAACUGCUGGCGCGGCCAGACAGGUGUCUCGGGGUCGCCGCCGGGGCCGGGAACGUGGGGGGCUCCUGAGGAAGGCGCGGGGCGCUUCCUGUUCCCGGCGCCUGUGCGAACUGCCCUCGGGGCUGCCUGCCUACCGGGCCACUAUUUUGUUGACAUGUAGUCUCCCCUUGGUGGUGGGUCCUUUUUGCCCUCGCGCACCCCUUCCCUCGGGCGCGCCGCCUGCCGUCGGGUGGCGAAAGCGAGUCGCGGGCUGCGCCCCGUGUCGCCGCCGAACCACUUAGCGGUCCUGCCCUGCCGGGCCCUCCCUGCCGCCCUCCUACCUGUGGGUCGAGCGGGACGCGGCGCUCAGGCGUGGGCACCUUCCGCGAGAGCCGCGGGGCCGCCGCGCCGCCGGAGCGCCCAGCGAGCAGGCGCCUUCCACAAGUGCCAGGGGACGACUUCCUCGGGGCUCUCUUGGAUCAUCAGAAAUACACUUUCGGGAAAUGGCCUCUAAAUCUUGGUUGAAUUUUUUAACCUUCCUGUGUGGAUCAGCAAUUGGAUUUAUUUUAUGUUCUCAGCUAUUCAGUAUAUUGUUGGGAGAACAUGGUGACACCCAGCCUAAUAUUCUUCAUAAUGAUCCUCAUGCUGGGCAUUCAGAUGAUAAUGGACAGAAUCACCUAGAAGGACAGAUGAACUUCAAUGCAGAUGCUAGCCAACAUAAAGAUGAGAACACAGACAUCGCUGAAAACCUCUAUCAGAAGGUUAGAAUUCUUUGCUGGGUUAUGACAGGGCCUCAAAAUCUAGAGAAAAAGGCCAAACACGUUAAAGCUACAUGGACCCAACGUUGUAAUAAAGUUUUGUUUAUGAGUUCAGAAGAAAAUAAAGACUUCCCUGCUGUGGGAUUAAAAACCAGAGAAGGCAGAGACCAACUAUACUGGAAAACAAUUAAAGCUUUUCAGUAUGUUCAUGAUCAUUAUUUAGAAGAUGCUGAUUGGUUUAUGAAAGCAGAUGAUGAUACCUAUGUUGUAGUAGAUAACUUGAGAUGGCUUCUCUCAAAAUACAACCCUGAAGAACCCAUUUACUUUGGGAGAAGAUUUAAGCCCUAUGUAAAGCAGGGCUACAUGAGUGGAGGAGCAGGAUAUGUACUGAGCAAAGAAGCCUUGAAGAGAUUUGUUGAUGCAUUUAAAACAGAAAAAUGUACGCAUAGUUCCUCCAUCGAAGACUUAGCCCUGGGGAAAUGCAUGGAAAUCAUAAAUGUAGAAGCAGGAGAUUCCAGAGAUACCAUUGGAAGAGAAACUUUUCAUCCCUUUGUACCCGAACACCACUUAAUCAGGGGUUAUCUACCUAAAACCUUUUGGUACUGGAAUUAUAACUACUAUCCUCCAGUAGAGGGUCCUGGUUGCUGUUCUGAUCUUGCAGUUUCUUUUCACUAUGUUGAUCCUACAACUAUGUAUGAGUUAGAAUACCUCGUUUAUCAUCUUCGUCCAUACGGUUAUUUAUACAGAUAUCAACCUGCCUUACCUGAAAAUAUACUAAAAGAAAUAAGUCGAGCAUACAAAAAUGAAGAUCCAAAAGUAAAAUUGGGAACCCUUGAAAGAAAAGCAUAAAUGAACCAGAGGUAACAUGUCUGGCACUGCACUGAAGAAGAACUUCUGCUUUUCUGAUAUGGAACACUGGAAUCCCAGUGAGGAAUUCUUUCUAAGUGAACAUUGCAUAUUAAUAAUAUUUCAUAUGAAUGACUGUAAAUGGAAGCUUUAAGUGAGCUGUGAAGUCUCUUAAAAUGUGUUUUGAUACAGUAAUAUAUAUGUAAGAACUUGUGUUUUUAAAAUGAUGGCCAGGCAGAGGGACUAGAAAAGAGAUGUUGCUGUCUGUUCCUGACCACAUGUAUUAUUUUCACUGAGAAACUAAAACAGAUUUGCUGAAACUACACUGCACCAUGUUAGUAAUACACAUGAUGCUAAACAGAUUUGCCUUAAAGAAAAUUUUAGAAGGAAAUAUUGUUGCUCAGUGUUGUUUAUAAACUCAAGAUAGGAGUUUACAUUUGCAGUGUGAUAUAAAUGAACCAAACUCCCCACCCCAACUCCACACACAGUUUUUAUCUAAUGAAAAUUUUGUUGUGACUAAUUGGUAGUAUUUCAUCCCAGAAGAAGGUAGAAUAAGAACGGCACGUGUCCUCAAGUGCAUUAAUAAAACCACAUUUUAAAAUUUCAAUGGCCUUGACUGUAUUAUAUAUUUGGUUCUAAUUAAUAGUUAAUCUUUACUGAGUCCCUGUUGUCUCUUCUCUAAGUAUAUUUGACCAUUCUUGAAUACCAUUGUCAACUAUUUAUUUACCCAAAGCAUUAAUAGCAUUCUAUAAACAUGCAUUUUAAAAUACUUUGUUCCCAAGUUUGCCCGUUCUUUAAUGAUGGGUAACUAAUAAGUAGUAAAUUUAAUGCUAUUUGGGGAUGCUUUUCUUAUAUCAGUGCCAGUCUCAGGAAUUACUAAGUGAUGUUUUUAAUUGAAUUUAAAACUCUUUCCAACUACGUAAUUAUAGUUCUUUUUGUUAUCACCCUGUUGAGAUAUGAAAACUUGUUUGCGCCUUUCAUAACUUGCUUAAAGCAAAAUUUUCAAAUUCAUUUUGGGGUUCUUAGGUGGUAAUUAGUUACACUGGCAAAAUAAUUUGAAUGUAAGAUUUUAGAAUUAAUUAAAAGCAUUAGAAAAUGCAAAGUGCUUAAAUAAACUGAAAUAUGUCCAAUAUUAAAGGACCAAAUACUUAAUUUAUGAAUAACAGCCUGAAUUUUAAUGCUGACUUACUAUUUGGGGAUGAUUGUUUUACCAGUGAAUAAUUCUAACAGAGUAGAAUACCCACUCUAGACUUGUCAAAAACACCAUGCAUAAAAGUUCAGUCUAAAAUUUCAGUGACCUCCUAUUUAAAGAGUUUCUGGACGGAAAAGAAAAUUUAGAAUUUGUGUUAUCAUUAGCAAUAUUAUCUGAGUAUAUCAUAGAAUGUUUUACAGACUUUGUGAAAGGUUACCUUAAACAUUACAAAUUAUUUACUUCUCUUACGUUUGUCAUUAUGCUAAUUUUACCUGGCUGUCAUGCCAUUGACUGUGCUGCUUAGCUAAAUAGUUUUUAUUUAUUGUGCCUAAACAUGUCAAAAAAUGACCUCUUUGGUUGGUAUAUUUGAGAUGUUCAUCUUAGUGGCUAAUUAUGGAUUAUUCUGUCCACAUAGUGAAAAUGAAAAAUCACACCAAUUUUCACCUAUUAAAUUGUUUUUUGUUGUUUUCAUGGUGGUAUCAUCUGCCAAAAUUUCAAGGCAUACAUUCUGUCAUCUGAACCAGCUCUCCACCUUGGUGUGGAUAUGAAUUUAUUUAAAGUCCAUAUGUGAUACUUUUUUUGUACUAGAAGUAUAGUUUUUCUUGAAUAUUCAAAACCUUAAAAUUUAUUCAUAGGAAAUUACUAUUUUGAUGAAUCAUGGGGUCUGGAGUCAGACUGUCUGGGUUUAAAUUCUUACUAGUUUUGUAACCUUGAGAUAUUUACUAAUCUUUCUGUGCCUCAAUUUCCUCAUCUGUGAAUUAGGGACAAUAAUAUUAUCUACCUCAGAAUUUUUAUGAGGACUAAAUGAGUGAAUAUACAUAUGGCUUUUAGAACACUAAGAACACUGGCCCAGACUAUGCAGCAAUAAGCAUAAGAUUUUAUUAUUAUUCUGUUACCUUGAAGUGUAAAUAUUUGUUUUAAAUGAAUGAAAAAAAUGCUUCAGAUAUUGUAGGAAAUAUUCAUACAUUUCUUGUAAUAAGUAAUAGCUAGGUUUUAUUUGAUGCCUACUGUAUGCUAGGUACUGUGCUUAGAUAGUAGUCUGUGUACAUUAAUGUUAAUCAUCACAGUUUGGGUGUUGCUCCCAUAUUAUAGAUGGGAAAACUGAAGCUCAGAGAUAAAAGUAAUUUUUCCACUGUCACAAAGCUAGUAAGUAACAGACAGGAUUUAUUCUCAAAGCCUGUGUAUUCUUUGUACCCACAUCAGGCUUGAAGUUUGUCAUUUAGCAUUAUCUCCAUUUUUACUUACUGACAUGUGUCAUCUGAUACACUGGCAGUAAUUGUUAAAUUAACUAACCUAAUUGUCAUAGUGAUUCUCAAAUUGUGGUUCUUACAUUCUUACUUGGGAACUUGUUAAAGUACACAUUUCAAGACCCCAGUCCCAGGAAUUCCAGUUCUAGCAUGGGGCCCAGGAGAAUGCAUUCUACCACAUGCCCCUGGGCAGUGGUUCUCCAAGUGUGGUCCCAACCAGCAGUGUCAGCAUCUCCUGGGAGCCUGUUGGAAAGGCAGCCUCUCCUACACCCUGCCCUAGACCUCCUGAAUCUGAAACUUUUGGGGUGGAGGCUAGCAGUUAGGUUAAAACAAGCCCUCGCUCCACUUGAGUCUUACUUGUGUAAGUUUGAAAACCUUUGCCCUAAGACCUAAGUGAUUCUGAUGUAAAUCACCCUUGGAACUCUCUGAGGAAUACUGCCCAUAAUUAAGGUAUCAUUCACAGAUUUUGAUAAUGCAUGUUUCAAAUCAGUGUCAUCCACGAUCACACUGUAUUUAAUGUAAAAGACUUAAAGAUAAUUUAAGAGUCAUCAGAUUAUUCAUUUUGGCAAAUUUUCUUAGUUUUUUUCAGAGUAACUAAUACCAGGGCCCACAGUAAAAUUUGUACGUUAGUAAUUUUACACUGGGAAGAACAGGUUCAUUAAGUACUAGUUAGUGCAUAUUAAUUAAUUAAAAGCAUACCUAAAUGAGUGUCAUAAAAAAUGCCCACAGUAAAAAUUUUAGAGGUAGCAAAAUACUAUUUUAUAAUAUGCAGAAUGUUUUUCUGCUAAUUCACACUACCAAAACUUCAUUUUCAAGAAUCAGUUGACUGUCCUAUAUGACCUAACGAAGCAAAAAAUUCUCCAAGUAUUUAGUAGAGCACAUAAAACCAGAUUUCAUAAUGAUAAUCACUUACUAUCUUUUCAGAUAUUUAAUACUUGGACAAAUGAUUUUAUUGUGGUCUGAAAAUGGCUGUUGCUAUCUUAUGUUCUCAAGUACUUGUAUUUUUCAAGUGGGAAGUUCAUAGAUGAUACAAAGUGGAUUUUUGUUCCAGAGUUCACUUGUUAGUGUUUUUCAAAUACCUUAAAUUUGAGAGGAAUAUCUGUGACUGUGAGAAGAUUCAGAAAUAAUCACUGAUCAGUUUUUAAUAUUUUUUAAAAUAUGAUAAUUGGAUUUGAGCAUUAAAUUUGCUAACUGGUUAUUUUCAUAAUUGUUGAGUAUUAAUUUUUCACUUCCUUGAGCCUAUCAAAUGUAUUAUUACCUGAUUGAGGCUUGAAAAAUCCUCACUUGGUUGAUUAGAUCAAGUCUAUCUUUUUAUUCAUUUAAAUUCUCAGUUCAUUAUGGUAUUCUUUCUGACAGUUUUUGCUUCUUUGUACUUACUGCCCUUCUUUAUUUACUUUAUACCUAACUUCUGUUUCAUAACUACUCUCAAUGCCACCAUCACAAGGUUAGUUGGGUGUUAUUAGUGAUUUGAAUUUGUAUCACUUACUAAUAACUUAAUACUUUUAAUUUUAGGUUUCCCUAUGAGAUUAGAAGUAACAGUCUGUCUCAGAAUAAUGCCUGCUGGCUCUCAGGAUAAUUGCCCUAAUUUUUAAAAAUUGUCUACAAUUUUAAACUAAUUCUAGGUAUGGAAUUAUUAAGUGAAAUAAAGUUAUUUGGAUUCCACCACUCCUCCAACCCCUCUUUUCUCAAAAAAAAAAAAAAAAACUCAUUUGCUUCAUUUCUCUACUUCUUUAUAAUAGGCCUGACAGAAACAUACUUAAGAAAACUGGGAACAACCUGUGGUUUCUUUUAUGCUAAAUGUAAUCUCUAUUGAUUUUUAAAAACUGACUUGUGUUUAUAUUUUGAAGUUGAAAUAGAAAUUUAAUACAGAUAUAAGAAAUUUUACAAAUUCUCAUAAGAGAAACCAACUCUAAAACUAGUUUCAGAGUCUGAAUAGUGCUCUGCUUCAAUGCCUUUACCUCUCUAUUUCAGAUUAUGUUAGUAAAAUUUAAAUAAUUUUGCAGGGCCCUGCAAAUUAAUAAUCCAUUUAAACUAUAUCAUUAGAGGGAAACUAAUCUUACUGCUAAGCAGUGUGUUAUAUUACACAGUGAAUGUUUGUGUUUUGGAAUUUUAAAAUUAUGUAAGGUAAUAGUAUCAUGAAUGGUUUAAAAAUGUGUGGUUACUUGCUUAUUUUAAGUGAUCACCGUUAAGUCAGAAAAAUGUAUUUUUAAAUGUUUUUUAAAGUGCCUUUUGAACAUUUUUAAAUAAUGGAUUUAAACAAUUGCAUAAAAUAAAUUACCAUGUUUAAAGCUG
Molecule: messenger RNA, 6401 nt
Organism: Manis pentadactyla (Chinese pangolin)
Lineage: Eukaryota; Metazoa; Chordata; Mammalia; Pholidota; Manidae
Gene: C1GALT1
Product: core 1 synthase, glycoprotein-N-acetylgalactosamine 3-beta-galactosyltransferase 1
Exons: 4
Coding region: 570-1673 (367 amino acids)
Cellular component (GO): membrane
Molecular function (GO): N-acetylgalactosaminide beta-1,3-galactosyltransferase activity
Source: RefSeq, a predicted model, not a curated record